Molecule: messenger RNA, 2548 nt
Organism: Arachis ipaensis
Lineage: Eukaryota; Viridiplantae; Streptophyta; Magnoliopsida; Fabales; Fabaceae
Product: U3 small nucleolar RNA-associated protein 18 homolog
Biological process (GO): rRNA processing
Cellular component (GO): small-subunit processome; Pwp2p-containing subcomplex of 90S preribosome
Molecular function (GO): protein binding
Source: RefSeq, a predicted model, not a curated record
AAAACGCAGGCGUUUAGCAUUCAGUAGAACACCCCAACCCUACCAACCCUAACUCCCUCCAAUUCUCCAACGGCGCAGCACACACUCCCUCUCUCGUCCCUCCCAUCACCCUCGAGCUGGCCGUUCCUCUCAACACCGGCGAGCUCAAUCCCUCCCUCUCGUUCAGCCGCCGAACUGCUCCUGACGCCGUCGCCGGUUGGAGCUUCGAAGCUCACUCGGUCCCUCACUCAGCUAACGUCUCAGACUCUCAGCAGUGGAAGCACAGUCGCCGGGCUCGCCUCCUGCCUCUGUCGCGUAGCUCUGUUCCUCCGUCGCAAGCUCUGUUCCUGCCUCCGUCGCCAGUUCUGUUAAUGCCUCCGUCGCCAGUUCUGUUAAUGCCUCCGUCGCCAGCUCUGUUCUUCUAGGCAGAUUUUAGUGUUUUGUAGUUGCUGGUUUUGCUGGUUUUGGAAUGUUGAAUGCUGGUUUUGCUGAAAUGUUUUGGCCACUAGAGCUUCUUUGAUCAACUUCUGCUGAGAAUAUGCUAUACACAGGUCUAUGAUCAGAGAAUCUUGACUCCCCACGAACGUAAGAUAGUGAGUUCCAAUAGCUGCCAAUAGUGAGUUCCAAUAGCUGCCAAUAAGUUGCUUGUGAGAUAUGAGUCUGAUAUCUCAAAAUGCUCGCACUAAAGCUAAGAAGACCCAAAGGGAGGAGGACAUCAAAGAACCUCCCAAUCAUGAAGAGGUUGAGGAUGGGAAAGAUUCUGAUGAUGAAGCUCUGAAGGCAAAGAAGAGGAAGCGAGAACAGUCAGAAAUGCAACAAGUGAGAGAAAUGAAAAAGCUGGAAAGCUUUUUGUUUGGCUCUCUGUAUUCCCCUGUUGAAUUUGGAAAGGAGGAUAAUGAAGUAGAAACUGGGGAUAAAAAGAGCUCGGAUUUGUUUUUCACUGACCGUUCUGCAAAUAGUGUGCUUUCUGUUUAUGAGGGAGAUGCUGACAUUUCAGAGGAAAGUGAUGAUGAUAGGGCUGCCGUGCAGAGAAAACCUGUAUGGGUGGAUGAUGAAGAAGAAAAGGCCACUAUUAACAUAGCAAAUGUUAACAGGUUAAGGAAGUUGAGGAAGGAAGAGGAUGAGGAUUUGAUUUCUGGUUCAGAGUAUGUGUCAAGAUUGAGGGCUCAGCAUGUAAAGCUGAACCCAGGAACUGAUUGGGCACAGAUUGAUUCGAGGUCCAAAAUAGAUAGAUCUUCUGAUGAUGAGUCAGAUGAAGAAAAUGAAGCUGCAUUGAACCAAGGUAACAAGGAUGUGGAUGAUAUUCUGAGAACAAAUGAAGACCUAGUUGUGAAGAGUAGCUCGAAACUACUGCCUGGACAUGUUGAAUACUCAAAGCUAGUUGAUGCUAAUAUACAGGAUCCAUCUAAUGGCCCAAUAAAUUCUGUUCAGUUCCAUAGAAAUGCUCAGCUCCUUCUUGCUACAGGAUUGGACAGAAAGCUUAGAUUUUUUCAAAUUGAUGGCAAACGUAACACCAAGAUUCAAAGCAUCUUCCUUGAAGAUUGCCCCGUUCGGAAAGCUUCUUUCUUGCCAGAUGGGUCUCAGGUUAUCUUAUCGGGAAGAAGAAAAUUUUUCUAUAGUUUUGAUUUGGUUAAGGCUAAGGUUGAUAAAGUAGGUCCUUUAGUUGGUAGGGAAGAGAAAAGUUUGGAAAAUUUUGAGGUCUCGCCUGAUUCUAAAUUAGUAGCUUUUGUGGGUAAUGAGGGUUACAUUUUAUUAGUUUCGACAAAAACAAAGCAAUUGGUUAGUACCUUAAAGAUGAACGGAACAGUCCGAUCCUUAGCUUUUGCAGAAGAUGGACAGCAGUUGUUGAGCGGUGGCGGUGAUGGCCAGGUUUACCACUGGGAUCUGAGAACAAUGACAUGCAUGCAUAAAGGUGUAGAUGAAGGCUGCAUAAACAGCACAGCUCUUAGUACUUCUCCAGGUGGAAAACUUUUCGCAGCUGGUUCAGACAGCGGAAUUGUGAAUAUUUACAAUAGAGAGGAAUUCCUCGGGGGCAAGAGGAAGCCUAUCAAGACCAUUGAGAAUUUGACCACUAAAGUAGAUUUUAUGAAAUUCAAUCACGAUUCUCAAAUAUUAGCAAUCUGUUCAUGCAUGAAAAAGAGCAGUUUGAAAUUGAUACAUAUCCCGUCAUAUACUGUGUUUUCCAACUGGCCACCGCCGAAUGCAAGCCUGAGUUACCCCCGGUGUCUUGAUUUUAGUCCAGGUGGUGGUUUCAUGGCUGUAGGAAACUCUGCAGGAAAGGUGUUAUUGUACAAGUUGCACCAUUACCAGCAUGCAUAAAAUCAAAUUUGGAAGCUCUCUCAAGGUUUGAGAGUAAAUUUUUGUGUUGUUAUUUGUUGUCCAGGCAGGUUUCUGAACUUAGGUUAUUAUUGCAUUUUUGUCAUAAACUAAUGAAGCGUCAUAUGUGUUUGUAUUCAAGCUAUAGAGGAGAUAACUAGCUUCAAGUCUUUUAUUGAUUGUUUGACAUUAGCUAUAUUAACUACAUUGCUUUAUCAAUGUUAUAGAUACCUAGAUGAGCUGUUAUGUUAUA